Messenger RNA from Pyrenophora tritici-repentis Pt-1C-BFP, 2745 nucleotides. RefSeq names its product Herpes-BLLF1 domain containing protein. The record is from RefSeq and is a predicted model, not a curated record. NCBI's taxonomy places the organism in Eukaryota, Fungi, Ascomycota, Dothideomycetes, Pleosporales, Pleosporaceae.
AUGCCUGCCUCUCAACCCCGCAACCCCACUCUACUGGAUCGAAGCAACCGCCAGGAACCCGCGUCUAGCACUAACAAUGCAAAUGCGCGAUACAAGCCCCAGUCUGCAUCCACAGAUCUGGCCGAGGCAUCAAAGGCCAGCCCCCAGCGCUGCUCUGACCAGGGAUUGAGUACAGAUCCUUUCGCCUACUACAACGCUAUUAGCGAUACGAGGUCGUAUCAGUUGCAGCCGCAGCCGCAGCCGCACACAGAAGGGAGCAGCCGUCAUGACGUUGUGCCAGAGGACGACUAUGGUUACACGUGCCGUGACAUGAGCUGUACAGACAUGGUUGAAGACGUCGGAAAUCAGCAACAACAACAAACCAGAGGUCGAGCCGUCCCCUACAAUCUUGCCGUGCGGCUCGCAAAUCGCUCCAAUGGCGCGCCACUCGCCACUAUUAUAGAGCAAGGUUCGUACUCGACGCUAAACUCACGCGGCUCUCUGCUGAGCGUUGGACGCUUCCCUUCGCUGCGAGGGGUGGAAACGACGUCACCAAGCCGUACUUCCCUCAAGCUGACUUCGGAUGCGGACGAGCACGCUCGUCUUCAGCGCAUCACGGAAGAUGCCCAACUGGAACAAUUGCUAGGCCUGACACAGGAGACGCCCAAAGAGCCCUCGUACAAGGGUUACGGCAACACGCUCCCGGUAAACGAGCCCGCUACACCUUCUGUACCCACUAUCCCUCAGCGCUCCCAGUCCGCAGCAUAUGACACCGGCGAGUCCGAGUACGAUGCAAGUACCAAGACGGUGAAAGCCUUCUUUCGUGGGGUUCUGCACAAUGUCCGAACUGCCUCGCGAACACGCUCCCGUUCGUCCUGCUCGUCCUCAACACAUGAUGCAUCAUCUAUCCCUGAGCACCGCCAGCACCGCAAGGAAGCCGAUGAAGCUGUUUCAUACAGCCAACUACAAGCUUCUGAAACUUUUCUCUUGGGCUAUGACAGACCCGUAGGACAUGGUCGAUGUGAAAAGCCAUAUGAUGUGCCCAUGCCAUCUUCAACCGCCAUUAUAACGCAUGGCUUUGACCACCAGAAUAGGCAAAUGGACGUUUCCACAGCGUAUCGUAUUCCUCCGAUUUCUUUGGACCUACCCUUGCUCAAUGUUCGUCCGUAUGCGUUGGAACCAAACACUGCGUCUGUGGCCACACCCCAGUUGCUGCCACCUCCGGCUGUAACCCAUCCACGCGAAAGGUCCCCUUCUGUGCGUCUUGUACACCCCGAACCACGAGAUGAGGCGCAGAGUGGCUGUAGUACUGGGAAUGUCUUCUAUGCCAUCUCCACUUUAGGUAACACCCCCCAUCCGCUGGCAGAGAAUGACUGUACAACGCAAGCCAGCCGAAAUGCAAGCUUCUGUACCAUGUCCACAUCCUACUCCGGACCAGUGGUCGGCGUCGACAUUGACCUUCAGCACGACUUCCCUCACCCAGUAUGUCGCUCCCAGUCGACUACACCCGUAGCGCCAGUAUGGUUUACACCUCAAAUGGCAGAGCUCGAGCGGCAAGCCUCAACCUCCGAGUCUCCUGAAGCUACGCAAGCCACUGAGACGCAGCCUCCCCGUCGCUCCAUUACCUCGUCUGCCCUGACCACACUACUACCAAUAGCUGCAGCGUCGGGUAUCGUUCGUCCCAAUUAUGACACACCAAAAAUAUCUUUCUUCUCGCCGUCCGGCAGUCUCAUCCAGCCAGAGGACAGUUCGACGCCCGACACUACGACCGCAUCGGAGUUCAGCGGCUCGCCUACCAGAACUUCGUACUACGGCAAUCCCAAUGCUAUGGCAACUUACACGGCAUUUCCACCAAAAACGUGUCUGCCGCCUCCGAGACCUCUGCGACCGAUGACUACACCACCCACGUCUUCAGCCCCCCUUCCCGCACAUCUACGGUACCAUCACAACUACAGACGUCCUGAGCAAUCGCAGAUCGACUCUACAGUUAGCUCUACAGAGUCGUUCAUAGUGCCUACUCCAGCGGUAAAGGGCUGUGAUGGUAUGAUGCGAUCCGAAAGCAUCGCCCUCUAUUCUCGGGCGCGCUAUUCGUACGAGAAGACCAGGUUACGCCAACACUACGGAAGAUGCAGAUCAAUAGCAUCCCUUGUUGGGGACCUCAAAAAUGAGGCAAGAGUACACAAAGCCCGAACGAUUACUGCUAUCAUGGCACACUGCACAACAAGUGGAAAGGGGAGGGUCCUUCGUAAGCGUGUCACUGCAGACCGGAGAGCCGCAGCAACUGCGUACGUCAGUAUGCCUCGCGAAACGAUAAGUGGGGCAGAAAGUGCCGGGGAAAAGGGUAGGCGAAAACGAAAUGUGCCAGGUAAGCGCGACAUAGGGCUUCUCGGACCGCUUGCCGGGCAUGCUUUGAGAGUAUGUUUCUGCCAGCCAUUCGAUGGCGCAGGAAAGCCGACGCAUGCUGUCGCGUCGGAAUCCUUAUGCAUGAGCAGUCACACGAUAAGCAUGCGAGAUGAAUCGAAGAAGGAAAAUUCACACACAGUCGUGAGGGAUGUGGAAACGGACGCCGUCUUACCAAAUGCUCGGGUCGUGAGCAGCACCGAACGGAACAAGGACAACAGCCUGGCCGACGACAUUGUACGCAAGCGCUCAGUGGUGUACAAGGGGGAGAGGAGGAUUGCAGAUAAGGAAAAGCACAGCCAAACGCGACGUGAUAGUUUUGUGGGCGUUGGGGCUGCAUUCAGAAAUGUGGUUGUGGGUGGGUGA